This is a messenger RNA of Macrosteles quadrilineatus (aster leafhopper), 2379 nucleotides long. RefSeq names its product FK506-binding protein 5-like. Gene Ontology annotation, cellular component: troponin complex. Gene Ontology annotation, biological process: muscle contraction. The record is from RefSeq and is a predicted model, not a curated record. The transcript has 6 exons. The coding region runs from base 130 to 2286 and encodes 718 amino acids. NCBI's taxonomy places the organism in Eukaryota, Metazoa, Arthropoda, Insecta, Hemiptera, Cicadellidae.
GUAGUUUUGCGCAGUAGAGUUUCGGUAGAUAAUUUAGAAUGGGUAGAACUAUCGUUGACUGCGUCAAGUUGAUGUAUCACACCGCCGCAUACGUCAAUUUAGUGCUGACGGUCCCUUCCAAGCCCAAUCAUGGCCGCAAGAUGCGCUAGCUGCAGCUACCCCUUGUCAGUAGAGGAUAGCGUGUCUUGCCUCGAGUGUUCUAGCCAUUUCCACAUCGACUGUGCUCAGCUGGUGGGAUUUCCGUAUUACGAAUUGAGCAGCGACCCGUUGAGGAACACCUUUCAUUGUCAAACUUGCAAGAUUCUCCCUCUUCCUCGGCCAUCGGACAGUGAUAGCGACAGUGAAGAUUACACGAUGCCCUCUAGACAACUGGACUUCCACUUGGAGGGCCAGCCGGACUUUGCGAAAGAUAUGAACGAGCUCAAAGGAACGGUCCAAGACCUAUCGGAACUCUGCAAAGACAUGUUCAGAGAGAUUGGAGAGUUGAAGUCUAUCAAUUUGACCCUUCGAUGUGGAAUUGAGAAUAUUAGGCAUGAUAGUGAACAACAAAAUAGGGUUAUAUCUGAUUUGAGGAAGAGGAUAGAAGCUCUUGAAGGGAGGAAAUUGGAUUCGUUCAAGCCGAUUGAGACCGACACGUAUGUAGAUAGAGUAAGCGUUUUAGAGGAAGACGUUGAGAGGUUUUUAACACCUGAUCCUGAGUAUUCAAUAUUAAAAGGUGUAGAAAAUGUACAAAUAGCAGAAACGCUAAAUAUAAACGAAAACGAAAUUCAACCCUUAGAAAACGAUAUUCAAUCCUUGGAAAAUGAACCUGUUCUUACAUUUAAUAGCAAUGAAACUAACAGCAAUGGACAGCCUAAACAGUCAGAUGAUUAUAUAAAUGUAGAACACACCUGUGCUAAUACAACAACUAAUGAAGAUAGGUACCACGACGAAGAAAAUAUGCAUUUUGCUGACCAGGAAAAAAUUUCAAAAUCUGAAGAAGAAAGUAAUGAAACAGACUUAGUUAAUCCAGUGCAGGAUUGGGAGUGGAAGGGAAACAAAGCUAUACAUCUUAAGGAAUUAAAAAAUGUCAGUUCAGAGGAGGAAGAAGAAUGUGAAACAGAGCAUGUUACAUCUAAAGAACACUGCUGGGAGGUUUUGGAAGAUGAUUUGAAAACAGUCGUAGUUUCAGAACCUUGUGUUAGGGAAGCAUUAGAAGAAGGUUCUGGUAUCAAUGAAGAGUCAGAAAUAGAUGUUGAAGGAAAGAGAGUAACCUGGGCAGAUGAGGAUUAUGCCAAUGAACAAGAAACAGAAGAAGAAGAAGAAGAAGAGGAACAAACUAUUGAAGAACAUUUUACUUCUGGCACAGAAUAUACAACCGAAAGUGUUCAGGAACAAGAAACAGAAGAGGUAGAAGAAGAACAACAACAUAUUGAAGAAUCCUUUUCAUCUGACACUGAAUAUACGACUGAAAGUUUUCAGGAACAUUCCGAAUCAAAAAUAAAAUCGUUUCAGAUUGAAGACACUGAAGAAAAGGAAGAAAAGGAUACAGACGAUGAAGUGACAGAAAGUGCAGACAGAACUUCCCUAAAAUCUAUCAAAUCAAUCAGAUCUCUAAAUGAAGAAGAAGCUGUGGAUAAGCCAAAACUUGAAGAAGAAAUAAAGAUAUCCGAGGGCGAUGCUGAGAUUGAAGAUUACAUAAAGAAAGUAUACACAGGAAGGGCAGACUCCGGGGAGAUGUCACGUCUAGAAGGUGGCGAAGAAGAGAUACCUGAAGGGGAGAUGAGGGAAGGGGGACAGUCGCCUGACCAAGGGGAGGUCCAGCCGUCCGAACUCUCCGAGGGUUCCGAACCACCACCACCUCAGCCGCAACAUACUCCGGAUGAUCUAUGGGACUACCUGAAGGAAUCAGUGACUGGAGACCAUCCUGCCACUGUGGAGGAGUUUGUACAAAAGUUGAUCGGAACUCUUGAGCACGUUCCAGAGGAGUAUCUCAAGCCUGUCAUCGACUACAACAUCAAGCGCGCAACCUCACCUUCUGUCACAGAUGGAGAGCACCUUGAUGCUAAAGAAGGAGACCAUCAUGAAGGAGAAGGCCAAGUUUCAGUAGGUGCAGGAGAAGCUGGCGCUGAAGGUAGUGGUGAAACAGAAGUAUUAGCAGGAGACGAGGAACAAUCAAGCACACUUCAAGAAUCUCCAGUAGCUGAAGGAGAAUUAUCUGAAGACCCUCCAAUCUUUCACGAAGAUCCCACAAAUAUCACUGAAGAACCCACCGAAGGAUACACUGCUCUUGAAGACGCCGAUUAGACUGACCGCCAUUUUGGAACUGAGGAAAAACCAGCUGAGGAAAUUCAACGUUAACAUCUUUCAUGUUAUUAAAACACUCGUUUUGUUUUAAAA